CAGUUCCUGGACUUCUCCAACACACGUGUGUGUGUGUGUGUACUGAGAGCUGUGUGGAGUGUGUAAAUGUGUGUAUAGAGUAAUUAGUGUGGUGUAGUGUGUUUAGUUCAGUAUUUACUGUAGUUUAUUGUGAGUUUAUCUCGGUAGAGGCUGCUGUUCCUUCCGGUGUCUUCUCUACAACCCGCGAGCUGCGCGGGUUAAAUACUAUCUUAUCUAUCAGCCCGGUCCUGGCCGGAGCUAGCCCGCGGUGCUAGCUGCAGUUAGCUCACGAUUUAUCUCUGUGUGUGUGCGAGUAAAGUGAUUGUAGUUAAAGAUGUUCUCAGAUUUGGAUCUAAUCGGGACCAUCCAGGACGAUGCAGAUGUUCCAGAUGAGAGCGAGUCCGGAUCUGAAGGAGAAGAGGAGCAGCCCAUUGUUCUGAAUAAAGAGAGGAGAGCGUUGAAAGCUCGGGGCAAUGGAGACUUCAGCCUGGACUUUGAGUUUGGAGAGACUGAUGGGCUGGAGAGUGGAGACUGGACCAUGGCAUCUGUUAUGGCCCAACUCAAAAAGAGGAAAGCUCCCACCACACUGGAUGAGAAGAUAGAGAAAGUGCGUAAAAAGCGCAAAACUGAGGAGAAAGCUCAGAAAGUGGGCAAGAAAAAUGAUGAUCUGGACGUUAAGGAAGAUGACGAGGAUGAUGAUGAGGAUGAGGAUGAUGAUGAUGAUGAUGAUGAUGAUGAUGAUGGCAAUGAAGCUAAUGAAGAUGGCAAUGAAGAGGGUGGUGAUGAUAUUGAUGAAGAUGAGGAAGAUGAGUUUUCAUCAGGGGAUGAAGAAGUACUUAAAAAAGCAGAUACUCUAAGGGAGAAAGGCAAGAAAGGCAAAAAGAAGGCUGCAGCAGAGCCUGAAGCCUUCUUUGAAGAUGCGUCGCAGUAUGAUGAGAACCUCACAUUCCAGGACAUGAAUCUCUCCAGACCUCUGCUGAAGGCCAUUACCACCAUGGGCUUCAAGCAGCCAACGCCAGUCCAGAAGGCCUGUGUUCCAGUGGGUUUGCUGGGCAAGGACAUUUGCGCUUGUGCUGCAACUGGAACUGGUAAGACUGCAGCCUUCAUGUUACCUGUGCUGGAGCGUCUCCUCUAUAAGCCCAGGGAGACUCAGGUGACUCGUGUGCUUGUGCUGGUGCCCACCAGAGAGCUGGGCAUUCAGGUGCACUCUGUAGCUCGCCAGCUCAGCCAGUUCACCACCAUCUCCACCUGCCUGGCUGUGGGUGGUUUGGACCUGAAAUCACAGGAAGCAGCACUGAGAGCAGGACCGGACAUCCUGAUCGCCACACCUGGUCGAUUAAUUGACCACUUACACAACACUCCAUCAUUUGAGCUGAGCCAGAUCGAGGUCCUUAUUCUGGAUGAGGCUGACAGGAUGUUGGAUGAGUACUUUGAAGAGCAGAUGAAGGAAAUUAUCCGUCUCUGUGCCUAUCAGAGACAGACCAUGUUAUUCUCUGCCACCAUGAGUGAAGAGGUAAAAGACCUGGCCUCAGUGUCUCUGAAGCAGCCAGUGAGGAUCUUUGUGAACAGUAACACAGACGUUGCUCCGUACCUCAGGCAGGAGUUUGUGAGGAUUCGGCCGGCCAGAGAAGGAGACAGGGAGGCGAUUGUAGCAGCGCUCCUCACCCGGACCUUUCAGGACCACGUGAUGCUGUUUACUCAGACUAAGAAGCAGGCUCAUCGAAUGCACAUCCUCCUGGGUCUCAUGGGGUUAAAAGUUGGAGAACUACACGGAAAUUUGUCUCAAACCCAGAGGUUGGAGAGUCUCAGGCGAUUUAAAGAUGAACAGAUCGAUAUCCUCGUGGCCACAGAUGUAGCAGCCAGAGGGCUGGACAUCGAAGGAGUCAAAACAGUUAUAAACUUCACAAUGCCCAACACAGUGAAGCACUACGUGCACAGGGUGGGCCGAACAGCGAGAGCAGGAAAGGUGGGCCGAUCCGUGUCUCUGGUGGGAGAGACGGAGAGGAAGAUGCUGAAGGAGAUCGUCAAGAAAGCUAAAACGCCUGUCAAAGCCCGUGUUCUGCCCCAAGAGGUGAUUCUGAAGUUCAGAGAUCUGAUUGAGAAGCUGGAGAAGGAUAUAUAUGCUGUGCUGCGUUUAGAGAAAGAAGAGAAAGAGAUGGUUCACUCAGAGGCACAGAUCAACUCAGCUCAGAAGAAGCUAACGCAGAAGGAAGAGGAGAAGCAGCCAGCGAGAGGCUGGUUCCAGACCCGUGAGGAGAGGAAAAAAGAUAGAAUGAACAAAGCUCUGCAGGACUUUGACCUGGCUUUAAGAGGGAAGAAGAAGCGUGCACAGUUCUUAAAAGACGCAAAGAAGAAAGUGAUGUCGGCUGAGGAAAGGGCCCAGUUUGAGAUCCUGAAGUCUCAGAUGUACGCUGAGAGACUUUCCAAGCGUAAUCGUAAGCCGAAGAGAGCCAGAGCAAUGCCAGAGGAUGAGCCCAAAAAGACAGUCUCAAAACAAAAUGGUAAAAAGCCUACGAAGUCCGUGUUCGAUAAGGAGCUCACCAACGUCAGCAAGAAAGCCCUGAAGCAGUACAGAGCAGGGCCUUCAUUUCAGGACAGAAAAAGACUCGGUAUGGCCAACAAGAAAGGAGGUCGCUUCAAAUCCAAAGCAAAGUACAGAAGAAAGUAAACUGUUUGUACCUGCAGCAUGAAUGGAGAAGAUCAUUUUAUCACAGCAAUAAAGGGCCAACUUUACCCUUAAUUCUCUCAACAUGUGACCUGAAGCAGGAUAUAAUACAUAGUAAUUCAGUUUUACUGUAUCUGGACUGCUACAGCAUGGUCUGUAAAUUUGCGUCAUCUCAAAUCCAGUCGGAACAGGCGCUCUUCUGAAGAGUGGCAGUGAUGUCUGAUGAUGGGAUGGGUGGUUAAGGAAAAUGUUAAAGGUUUAUGAGCACUGCAGCAAUAAAACAAGCUUGUAUUUUUAACCAAGUCCCCAAAUUGACCUGUUUUGUAAUACUUGUGUUCAGCAAAUAGCAGUUUUUGUGUGACAAGCUGUAAACCUGCUUGAGUUGACUAGAUUCAUGUUCUUGGUGAUUAAAAGUGUGAUAAGUCCUG
Messenger RNA from Astyanax mexicanus (Mexican tetra), 3072 nucleotides. It is a transcript of the gene ddx27, whose product is annotated as DEAD (Asp-Glu-Ala-Asp) box polypeptide 27. The record is from RefSeq and is a predicted model, not a curated record. The transcript has 21 exons. Bases 314 to 2647 code for a protein of 777 amino acids. Gene Ontology annotation, molecular function: ATP binding; nucleic acid binding; RNA helicase activity. Lineage: Eukaryota; Metazoa; Chordata; Actinopteri; Characiformes; Acestrorhamphidae.